Molecule: messenger RNA, 1689 nt
Organism: Brassicogethes aeneus
Lineage: Eukaryota; Metazoa; Arthropoda; Insecta; Coleoptera; Nitidulidae
Source: the annotation of a GenBank genome assembly
CACCAAAUGAAAUAAAAUGGGGUUUUUACCAGAUAAAACUUCAAGAUGUACCUGGUCCAAAUUUGCUGAUCCAGAAACUUCACCGCACACAAAAAGAUCUUGGGAGAAAGAUUGCUGCAAAAUAUACCCCGACAUCCUAACUGCAAUAGGCAGCACACCUUUAGUUAGAUUAAAUUCUAUACCCAAAGGGGCAGGUAUAGAAUGUGAAGUUUAUGUAAAAUGUGAGUACAUGAAUCCUGCUUUUUCUGUAAAGGAUCGUAUCGCGCUAAGAGCCAUAUUGGAUGGUGAAGAGAAUGGUAUUCUUUCUCCAGGGACCACAAUUAUUGAACCGACCACAGGAAAUACUGGAGUUGCUUUUGCGAUGGUAGCUUCAAUUAAAGGUUACCCUUGCAUCCUGGUAAUGCCUGAAAAGACUUCACCAGAAAAAAUAUCCCUUAUGAAGAGCCUUGGUGCAAAAGUCGUACUUUGCCCAAACGCGGCCCCAAUGGGUUCUACUGAAAGUAUAUUUGGAAGAACCUACCAGUUGGUAAAAGAAACUCCCAAUUCUGUAACGCUGGAUCAGUUUUCCAAUUGUGCAAACCCAUUGGCGCAUUAUGACAGAACCGCUGAAGAGAUUUGGGAUGCUCUGGAUGGAAAUAUUGACAUGGUGGUUGCAGGGGCAGGUACUGGCGGAACUUUAACGGGAAUAGGUAGAAAACUGAAGGAAUUUAAACCCGAAACAUUAGUUGUUGGUGCAGAUCCUUACAGUUCAGAAAUUGCUCGACCAGAUUACCUCAAUAGAAGCGAUGUAAGGAAUUCGGAAAUUGAGGGAAUUGGAUUUAAAGCGUUUACCCCGACAACAUUGGAUAGAAAUGUUAUAGACAAAUGGGUUAAGGUAUCUGACAAAGAUGCAUUUGUAAUGACGAGAAGACUAAUAAGAGAGGAAGGAAUACUUUGUGGAGGUACUAGUGGAGCUGCGACAUACGCAGCUCUAAUAGCAGCCAAAGACCUACCAGCCGACAAAAAGGUGGUAGUAAUUUUACCGGACUCCUUCAGAUUUUAUCUGGGAAGAAUGGGCAGAGACCAGUGGAUGGAGACACGCCAAUAUCAAUUGUGCUUGAAUAAAAACAGCAGGUGGUGGUGGGACAUCAAUUUAUCCGAGCUCAAAAUGAAGGAACCCGACUCAUUUUUACCGUGUAUUUCUUGCCACAGGGCUGUCCAUCAGUUAACCAAAAACGAGUGGGAAUACAUGUCUGUGAUAGACAAAAUUGGACAUCUCAUUGGAGUAAUAUCCCAUAAUAAACUAUUGCAAAAGUUAAUAUUGCAAACUGUGCUUCCAAAUGACCCAAUAGAAAAAGCCAUGGUUGUUAUUGAUAUACCAAAAAUUGUAAACACAAGCAAUUUAGGUCUUUUAUCCCGCGCCUUCGACUUGGAUGAAUACUGCAUUGUUUACAAAAAAAUUUAUAGUGAAGAUGCUUCCUCGUAUAUUGAAAAACCAGUUGGCCUUUUAACACCCUUUGAUUUACUUCACUACAUUGCUAACCAUCCAAACAUUGUAAAAUAUGGAGCAAUAUAAGUUAAUAAACCCCUUCAAUUUUUAUUUUUUCUGACUUAAAUGUUUAUUAUAAGAUCAAUUCAAUGUUGGACAUUGUAAGUGCCAGAAAGGAGUUUUGUGGAACAUCUAGAAAAACUGUUUUAAGUCAAACUAGA